Molecule: messenger RNA, 3648 nt
Organism: Alternaria arborescens
Lineage: Eukaryota; Fungi; Ascomycota; Dothideomycetes; Pleosporales; Pleosporaceae
Product: Chitin synthase D
Exons: 4
Coding region: 1-3648 (1215 amino acids)
Cellular component (GO): cell septum; cell periphery
Molecular function (GO): chitin synthase activity
Source: RefSeq, a predicted model, not a curated record
AUGUCUCUACCGCAGCGACCCGAGGAGUCGUCGCCGCCUCGACGAGGCGAGCGGCGACAUGCGCACCGAGACUCGCACCACCGCAGAAGGAGGACUUCGGAUCUGGAGAACACACGGUCGCACGACCGCUCCAAUAGCAAGGGCGGCACCCAGGCCUACUCGCGCGCGCUUCCCUCGCCCGGCACCCCCGUGCCCAUGGAGCGCGAUCCCAUAAUGAGAGGCCAACCGAAACCAUCCGAGCCCGAGUUGAACAGGAAGCGCAGUCUUAUCCGACCUGAACGCCAGCGAAUGGACCCGAGCCAUCCGAACUAUCACUACCGCAAACAUGCUCAGCGCAUGGACGUCCACCCAUCGACGACGGGUAACGACCCUAUCCUAGAAGACCACCUCGAGGCAGAGACUGUCAGCUCAGACAGCACUGACAUCAAGCCCCCGCAUAUGCGAAAUGCCUCCGGCGGAGGGUACAACGACAAGCAAGCUCCGAUGGACGACGGGGAGCCACGGAUACAACGCAAGCUGACGAGCAAGACAAUGGAAGCACGUGAGAAGCAGCGUCAGAAGGAGCAGGACAAGCUACGACCACCUAGUCUGUGGAAUGUCUACUGCGCUAUCGUUACUUUCUGGUGUCCGAAUGCCAUCUUGAAGUGCUUUGGAAAGCCGCAGAAGGCGCAGCAGCGAGCAUGGAGAGAGAAGGUCGGACUAGUCAGCAUCAUUUUACUCAUCUGCACGUUCGUUGGAUACCUCACAUUCGGUUUUACGGAGACUGUGUGCCCAUCUGGCGGCAAUGCUCGCCUUAGGACAAACGAAGUCGGAGGUGGAUACCUGAUCAUUCACGGCAAAGCCUACGAUCUCGCUCAGUCUAAGCACCCGCGCGCUCGCGGCAUCCCCCAAGACGCAAACGUUCUCUUCGAUCUUCCAGAGAAGAACGGCGGUAAAGACGCUAGCUUCUUGUUCCAGAAUGUCAAUGGAGCUUGCAAAGGACUCAUCACUGAAAAGGAAAACUCUGGCAUUCCCACAAGUGGUAAUGGCGAUCUGGGCUGGUACUUCCCGUGCCGUCUGUUCAACCAAGACGGGUCGACCAAGCCCAAUACGACCUUCUUGGAGUACAACGGUUACCAGUGUCAUACCUCGGACAACGCUCGUAGAGCCUUCUACAGUCUGCGAAACGCCGGCGACGUGUACUUUACCUGGGAUGACAUUCGCAACAGUUCUAGGAACCUCAUGGUAUGGGGCGGUGAUGUAUUGGACCUGAACUUGCUCGACUGGUUCAACCGGACCCAGGUUAAUAUUCCACCUCUGUUCGAUGAGAUUCGUCAGAAUCCCUCUGUUCGUGGCGUAGACGUUACCCGUGCGUACUCAUCCAGCUAUGAGAAGCAGGUAGCUCGUUGCUUUACCGAAACCAUCAAAGUCGGCUCCAUCGAUACGGAAAGCAUUGGCUGCAUUGCUUCCAAGGUCGUCCUCUAUGUGUCGCUAGUCUUCAUCUUGGCUGUUGUUAUGGCCAAGUUCGUCCUCGCCCUUCUCUUUCAGUGGUUUAUCUGCAAAAAGUUUGCUGCAACCAACACAUCCAUUUCUCCCGCGGACUCCAAGCUGCGAAAGCAGCAGAUCGAAGAGUGGAGUGACGAUAUCUAUCGCCCGCCACCAAAACUCAUGGAUCCAUCUUCCGGCUCUGACCGCAGCAACAAGCGUGGCAGUACUUUCCUGCCACAGACUUCGAGGUUUACCAGCCCUUACGCGGUUGACAAGAACGCAAAGACCCGUGCCCCACCGACGACUAUGACGAGCCAGAGCACGACAUCUCGCAUCCUGGGAUCGAACAGUGGUAUGUACAAGCAACUGAAUGCCAGUCAAGGCACCAUGCCCUUGGACGGAAAGCACAAUGCGCAGUUCUCAACACAAGAGUCUCGGUCUAGUCUACUUCUUUCUGGGCAGACCGACACCAACCGCUACUCAAGUGUCGAAGGCUCUGGACCCGCAGGUUUCACACACGAAGCUGUUGUACCUCAGCCUCCACCAGAAUGGCAACCUUUUGGAUACCCCUUGGCGCACACCAUCUGUCUUGUCACCGCGUACUCUGAAGGUCCCGACGGACUGCGAACUACACUCGACUCUAUCGCUACCACGGACUACCCUAAUAGCCACAAGUUGAUUCUCAUUAUUUGCGACGGUAUGAUCAAGGGUCAUGGAGAAGAUUUGACAACGCCAGAGGUCUGUCUUGGUAUGAUGAAGGAUCACGCGGUAUUGCCCCACGAGGUCCAGGCGCAUUCAUACGUCGCAGUCGCUAGUGGUUCGAAACGACACAACAUGGCCAAGAUCUACUCGGGAUUCUACGACUACGGCGAGACGACCCGCAUUCCUGUCGAGAAGCAACAACGUGUUCCCGUAUUGCUAGUCGUGAAGUGUGGCACACCCGAUGAGGCCAAAAAAUCGAAGCCCGGCAAUCGUGGAAAGCGAGACAGUCAGAUCAUUCUCAUGUCGUUCCUGCAAAAGGUCAUGUUUGACGAGCGUAUGACGGAGCUUGAAUUCGAAAUGUUCAACGGUAUCUGGAAGAUCACUGGCAUUUCUCCCGAUUUCUACGAGAUAGUACUCAUGGUCGACGCCGACACAAAGGUUUUCCCUGACAGCUUGACGCAUAUGGUCUCAGCCAUGGUAAAGGAUCCAGAUAUCAUGGGGCUCUGCGGCGAAACAAAGAUUGCCAAUAAGCGGGAUUCGUGGGUCUCCAUGAUCCAGGUGUUUGAAUACUUCAUCUCCCAUCACUUGGCCAAGUCAUUCGAAUCAGUCUUUGGUGGUGUUACUUGCUUGCCGGGUUGUUUCUGCAUGUACCGCAUCAAGGCUCCCAAGGGUGGUCAGAACUACUGGGUGCCGAUCCUGGCUAAUCCGGAUGUUGUUGAGCAUUACUCCGAGAACGUGGUUGAUACGCUGCACAAGAAGAAUCUGCUACUACUGGGUGAGGAUCGGUACCUGUCGACGCUGAUGCUCAAGACGUUCCCCAAGCGAAAACAGGUUUUCGUCCCGCAAGCCGUUUGCAAAACCGUUGUACCGGACGAGUUCAAAGUUCUGCUGUCACAGCGCAGACGAUGGAUUAAUAGUACGGUCCACAACCUGAUGGAGCUUGUGCUAGUGCGAGAUCUGUGUGGCACCUUCUGCUUCAGCAUGCAGUUCGUUGUGUUCAUCGAGUUGAUCGGAACCCUGGUUCUCCCAGCCGCCAUUGCUUUCACAUUCUACCUAAUCGCCAUCGCUAUCAAAGCCGCUGUUCUCCACACAGAAGCUCCCGUCAUACCCCUUAUCCUUUUAGCGCUCAUUCUUGUUCUCCCCGCCAUUCUCAUCAUCGUAACAGCCCAUCGGUGGUCUUACGUCGCUUGGAUGUUCGUCUAUCUGCUGUCAUUGCCUGUUUGGAACUUUAUCCUUCCGACAUAUGCGUUCUGGAAGUUUGACGACUUCAGCUGGGGAGAUACUCGAAAGACGGCAGGCGAAAAGACGAAAAAGGCAGGCUUGGAGUAUGAAGGAGAAUUCGACAGUAGCAAAAUCACAAUGCGCAGGUGGCAUGAUUUUGAAGCAGAACGGAGACUCAAGACACCAGCGGCGACAUCGGCUGGUGGAUGGCCACAGCACCAACAACAACAGGGUUACGACCAGUAUUAUGAUAAUUAG